Messenger RNA from Momordica charantia (bitter melon), 1579 nucleotides. Its product is annotated as mogroside IIIx synthase-like. The record is from RefSeq and is a predicted model, not a curated record. Gene Ontology annotation, molecular function: UDP-glycosyltransferase activity. NCBI's taxonomy places the organism in Eukaryota, Viridiplantae, Streptophyta, Magnoliopsida, Cucurbitales, Cucurbitaceae.
UUAUCCUUAAAUAUUUUAUUUCAUAAUUUCCAAACAAAAAAUCUGCAGCUUUGAGAUCAAAGAAGAAAAUCAAGAUGGAAUUAGGUGAUCAUAGAAAUGGCAGAAGAAUGAGCAUUUUGAUGCUCCCAUGGCUGGCUCACGGCCACGUAUCACCGUUUUUUGAGCUCGCCAAAUUGCUGGCCGCCAAAAACUUCCACGUAUUCUUCUGCUCCACCGCCGUAAACCUCCGCUCCGUCCAACCGAAGCUCACUCCGAACCUCGAGACGGUGGAGCUCCGCUUACCAGCCUCGCCAGAGCUCCCGCCGGACCGCCACACCACCGCCGGCCUCCCGCCGCAUCUCAUGUUCUCGCUCAAGGGAGCCUUCGACGCGGCCGCCCCCGCCUUCGCCGCCGUCCUCCGCCGCCUCGCCCCGGACUUGCUCAUCUACGACUUUCUACAGCCGUGGGCGCCGGCGGAGGCUGCCGCAGCUGGUAUUCCGGCCGUCAUGUUCAACAACACAAGUGCGCUCAUGCCGGCCACGGUGUUGCACAUACUGGAGUUUCAAAGCGCGGAACUUUUCUCGCUUUUUCCUGAAAUUCGUUGCUCUGAAUAUGAGAUUAGACAGCUGAAGAACUUCUUUGGAUCUUCUGUGAAUGAUGCGAAAGAUAAGGAAAGAGUUGUGGGAUGUUGGGAGAGAUCUUGUGGCAUCGUUUUGGUGAAAUCUUUCAGAGAAAUCGAAGGGAAAUAUAUUGAUUUUCUCUCUACUUUGCUGCACAAGAAGGUAAUUCCCGUCGGUCCACUUGUUGAAGAACCAGAAGACGACGGCGUAUCAUCAACCUUCGAGGAAUGGUUGAACAAAAAGGAUGAAUCAUCUUCCAUACUCGUGUCCUUCGGCAGCGAGUUCUACCUAUCAAAACAAGACAUGGAAGAGAUUGCGUAUGGGCUAGAGCUUAGCCAUGUGAACUUCAUAUGGGUGGUGAGGUUUGCGGUUGGAGGAGGAGAGAGAAAGAAGGCCAUGGAAGAAGAACUCCCAAAAGGGUUUCUAGAGAGAGUCAAAGACAGAGGAAUGGUGGUGGAGGGGUGGGCCCCGCAGACUCAGAUCUUGCGGCACCGGAGCACCGGCGGGUUCCUCAGCCAUUGCGGGUGGAGCUCCGUCCUCGAGAGCAUUAAGUUCGGUGUCCCAAUCAUCGCCGCCCCGAUGCACCUCGACCAGCCGCUCAAUGCGAGGCUGAUCGAGUGCCUUGAUGUCAGCAUCAUCGUGGAAAGGGGUGGUAGCAAUGGUGGCAGCCUCCGUCGCGGAGAGGUGGCAAGAGCUAUCAAAGAGGUGGUGGUGGAUAAAAGUGGAGAGAGAAUGAGGAAGAAAGCGAAGGAGCUUGCAAAGAUGAUGAAGAAAAAAGGCAAUGAAGAAAUGGAGGUGGUUGUGGAAGAGCUGGUGAAAUUGGUGUAGAAAAAAGUUUAUUUAAAUGUUAAAUAACCUAUUGUAAAAAAUAAUAAGGGAAUGAAAUUAUAUAUGCGCAUGGAUAAUUACUCUUUCUUCCUUUUUUUUUCUUUGGAUAAUAACUCUAUUUAAUCUUUGAAUUUCAUAGUGCUACGUUUUUA